GUCUGAAGCUAGCACACUCGACCGUGUGGUGUUUCGCGCCAGUGAUACCACAUUAUUACAGUUUUUCUUCACUCUUUGAAAAAAUAUAGCUAGUUUGGACAAUGUAACUGCUAAAAACACCGACAGAAGUGGAAAUAAUUUAGUUAUACUAAAUGAGUUACAUUAAAAGCUGCCGCAAAACUUUCUAGUCCUAACAUGGCAUCAUCAUAGGAUGGACCAAUUGUCAAAUUUAACUACAGCUCUGUUUCUCUUAGCCUGGUCUUUUUUUGUUUUGUUUUACGGCUUCACCCACUUGUCGAAUAAUGAAGUUCCGCUGGUCAGAUCAGUUAUUUACAAAAACAGCGAACCAAAAGCACCGAAUACGUCAAAGAGCGACAUGCACCGAGCUACCUGGCGCACAUCCGGAUUUACCACAGACCGCGAAUGCACCGUUGACCCGGAGAGUCGGUUUGACUGUGGCCGGGAUAGGGUGCUGAGUCAGGGGGAAUGUGAGGACAGAGGGUGCUGCUUCUCCCCUCUGCCCUCCCCUGUUGGACCCCCUUGGUGCUUCUACCCCCGCUGGUACCCUGGAUAUAAAAUGGGCCCCUUUUCUCCCAGCAGACGUGGUGAAAGUGCAACCCUGACAAGAACCAAACCCUCAUAUCUUACUGAGGAAAUCCCCACCCUGACACUUGAGGUGAUGGAGGAGUCUGCAGAAUGCUUACACCUCACUAUAAAGGACCCCUCCACUCAACGGUAUGAAGUUCCACUUCCAGAAGGAGUGUCUCAUACCAAAGCUGAUGCUCAGGACGUCCUCUAUACCACCGAGUUCCAGGAAGAACCAUUUGGCUUCAUAGUGCGGCGAGCAACUAAUGGAAGAGUGAUUAUGAACACCACAGUCGCUCCUUUGCUGUUUGCUGACCAGUACCUGCAGAUGUCCACCACAUUGGCCUCUUCAUUUGUGUCUGGCCUUGGGGAACAUUACACCUCUCUGGUCCUGGACUUGAACUGGACGUCUCUGACUCUCUGGAACAGAGACAUGGCACCUCAUGCAGAUGCUAACUUGUAUGGCUCCCAUCCGUUUUACCUGGUGCAGGAGGAGUGUGGUUUAGCUCAUGGAGUUUUUCUUUUGAACAGCAAUGCAAUUGAAGUGAUCCUCCAGCCAACUCCAGCUCUCACUUGGAUAUCCACCGGUGGAAUCCUGGAUCUGUACGUCUUCAUGGGUCCUGACCCCCAAAGUGUUAUAAGACAGUACCUCCAGGUUAUCGGAUACCCCAUGAUGCCGCCCUAUUGGUCUCUUGGCUUCCAUCUCUGUCGAUGGGGUUACACCACCUCUAAUGCUACGCGGAGUGUUGCACAGCAAAUGCAUAGUGCCAAUUUUCCUAUGGAUGUGCAGUGGAAUGAUCUGGAUUAUGCACACCAACAAAAGGUCUUCACCUUUGACCCCAGGCGAUUUGGAGACUUGCCAAAAAUGGUGGAGGAGUUUCAUGACAGAGGGAUGAAGUACAUCCUCAUACUGGACCCAGGGAUCAGCAGCACCAGCCCCCCUGGCACUUACCCUCCCUUUGAAGACGGGGUAAAACGAGAUGUCUUUAUUAAAAAUGCAACAGGACAAAUUCUGAUUGGAAAGGUUUGGCCAGGCCCCACUGCUUUUCCUGACUUCACCAACAUGGAAACCCGAAAAUGGUGGGAGGACUGCAUUAGAGGCUUUUAUUCUGAAGUGCCUGUUGAUGGUCUGUGGAUUGAUAUGAAUGAACCUGCCAGUUUUGUUCAAGGUUCAGUGGAGGGCUGUCCCGACAACGACCUCGAGAGACCUCCUUACACACCCAGAGUGGUUGGAGGUCAGCUGAACUCGGGAACUCUCUGCAUGUCAGCUCAGCAGAAGCUGUCCACACACUACAACCUGCACAAUCUCUAUGGACUGACUGAAGCUUAUGCAACACACAGUGCUCUCAAGAACAUUCGGAGGAAGAGACCCUUUGUCCUGUCGCGCUCCUCCUUCCCCGGCAGCGGACGAUUCUCUGCUGUGUGGACGGGAGAUGUUAGAAGUGACUGGGAGCAGCUUGGAUUCUCCAUCCCUGCCGUGCUGCAGUUCAGCCUGUUCGGAGUGCCUCUGGUGGGAGCGGACAUCUGUGGCUUUGGAGGGGACACCACAGAGGAGUUGUGCGUGAGAUGGAUGCAGCUCGGAGCCUUCUACCCAUUCAUGAGAAACCACAAUGACAAACCUAAUGCUCCUCAGGAGCCGUUUGUAUUUGGGCAGGAGGCUCAGGCAGCUAUGAGAAGCGCCAUGAACCUUCGCUACUCUCUUCUCCCCUUCCUCUACACGCUCUUCCACCACGCUCACUCCUCAGCCACUACAGUUGCCCGGCCUCUCUUCAUGGAGUUUCCCACUGACCCCAACUGUAAAAGCAUAGACCAACAAUUCCUGUGGGGAGGUUCGCUGCUUAUCAGCCCAGUUUUGAAGCAAGGAGCAGUAAAAGUCGCAGCCUACCUGCCACUCGGCACUUGGUACAGCUUGCACAAUGGUCAGCCCUUCUACAGUGAGGGUCAGUUCUUUCUCUUGCCGGCCCCACUGGACACAAUCAACGUUCAUAUGAGGGAGGGACACAUUAUACCCCAACAGGAGCCUGCUUUGACGACUGCAGCCUCUCACCGAAAGCCUUUCUUCCUGACAGCUGCUCUGUCAGCAGACGGCUCCGCUCGCGGUGACUUGUUCUGGGAUGACGGGGAGAGUCUUGACACUUUUGAAAUGCAAAAUUACAGUUAUAUCAUCUUCACAGCAGCACAGUUCCAGAUUGUUAGUGAACCCCUAAAGCUGAAUGGGGCCCUAGACAGUCUGGUGCUGGGGGGUGUGCAAGUGUUCGGAGUCGACUCACCACCUCUUUAUGUUUUGGCAAACGGAGAAAAAGUCCAUGAUUUUGUAUAUCAAGCUAACACUAAAGUUUUGACAGUGACCAGGCUGGCCUUGCCCAUGUCAAAGCCCUUCACAAUCCAAUGGGGUCCCUGAUGCACUACAUUCCAUUACCCAGAGGCCUUUAGGAGCCUUUGACUCCAGCUCUGCUGCUGAAAAGAUUUACUGCAUUUCCCUGCAGUGACACCUACAGAUUUUAUGGAGACACUACAAUCAUAAGAGAUUCUUUUUUUUUUACUUUCUUUUUUUUUUUUAAUGCUACUUCAUUUUCUCAUGGGAUGUCAUGAAAAUGUAGGUUUUUCCCCAAACACCACUGUGCAAGAAGUGUGUCAAAGUCUGAACAGGUGAUACCAAUCUGCUGGGUUUCUUUGGAAAUGUUGUCAUUUUUACUUUUUAAAAAGCUAGAAACAAGAUAAGUGUUAAAAAAGUCACUGUCAUUGUGGUUUCUCAUGAAUGGAUAGAGUAUCAAGAAAUAAUUCAAUCUUAUAUCAGUUAUGUAAGUAUAGCACAUAAAAUGAAAUAUUGUAAGCCUUGAUUUCUUGUUAUUUUGAUAAUAAAAAAAAAAAUAA
Oryzias melastigma (Indian medaka) is the source of this 3459-nucleotide messenger RNA. It is a transcript of the gene gaa, whose product is annotated as glucosidase, alpha; acid (Pompe disease, glycogen storage disease type II). Lineage: Eukaryota; Metazoa; Chordata; Actinopteri; Beloniformes; Adrianichthyidae. Gene Ontology annotation, molecular function: carbohydrate binding; alpha-1,4-glucosidase activity. Gene Ontology annotation, biological process: glycogen catabolic process; lysosome organization. The transcript has 19 exons. The record is from RefSeq and is a predicted model, not a curated record. The coding region runs from base 212 to 2986 and encodes 924 amino acids. Gene Ontology annotation, cellular component: lysosomal membrane.